AUGUCUUCAGCGGAGCAACCAACACCUCAGGGGCCUAGAGGCGACGGCAACCGGGGCAAAGGCAGAGGACGCGGAGGACCUCGAGGAGGCAACCGUAGUCGGGGUGGUGACGGUGCCGGUCGCGGUGGCGCUGGUGGUGGCCGUGGCAAGGGCAGAGCCGGAGGUGGAGGACAGCAGCAGCAGCAGCAGCAGCAGGACACACCGAAACCCUCGCAGGACGUCUCUUCCGGCGACAGCAACUGGAAGACACAACAGCCGGAAGCACAAGACGACGACGCCGAGGUCUGCUUUAUUUGUGCGAAUCCCAUCACACACCACUCUGUUGCGCCUUGCGGCCAUUCGACAUGCCACAUCUGUGCCCUACGACUAAGGGCGCUGUAUAAGAACAAGGAUUGCCCGCAUUGCCGAACGGCCGCUCCCUUCGUUAUCUUUACCGACGACCAAAACAAGAAAUUCGAAGAGUACACGAGCAAGGAGAUUACAAGUACGGAUGACAACAUUGGAAUCAAGUACGCGGGCGAGCACAUUGUUGGAGACACUGUCCUCCUCCUGCGGUACAACUGCCCCGGCGGAGAGUGUGACUUUGCCGGUCUUGGUUGGCCUGAUCUGCAUCGCCAUGUGCGCUCUGUUCACCACAAGAAGCUUUGCGAUCUGUGUACUAGGAACAAGAAGGUCUUCACGCACGAGCACGAAAUGUUUACGGACAAGGAGCUACGCGACCAUAUGAGCCGCGGCGACGACAAGCCCGGCGCCGUUGACCAGACCGGCUUUAAGGGACAUCCCCUAUGCGGCUUCUGCGGCGAAAGAUUCUAUGAUAACGAUAAGCUUUACGAGCAUUGCCGCAGCAAGCACGAGAGAUGCUUUAUUUGCGACCGUCGCGACUCCCGGCAACCGCAUUACUAUCGCAACUACGAAGCUUUGGAGGACCAUUUCAAGCAGGACCAUUUCAUUUGCCAGGAACGGGAAUGCCUGGAAAAGAAGUUUGUCGUUUUCGACAGCGAGCUGGAUCUCAAGGCUCACCAGCUUAGCGAGCACGGAAACUCGUUGUCGAAGGAUGUUAGGAGAGACGCUCGCGUGGUUGAUAUUUCUGGCUUCGACUUCAGGUCCUCGUACCAAGAGGAGCGCGGCGGCAGCAGCAGUGGCGGCAGAGGCCGAGGAGGAAGAGACGGGCGAGGCGCACGCGGUCGGGAUCCCAAUGCCGAGGCGUUGCCCGCCAGUACUGCUCAGCCUUUACGAAGAGACGAGCUUGCCUUCCAGCGGCAGAUGGCCAUUACCCAGUCAUCGUCUGCUGCUCGUCCGAGCGCGGGUCCUUCUACCGGCACUCGUCCAUCCGGCCAGACCUCUGUGGUUCAGUCACGACCAACCCGGCCUCAGCAACAACAGCAGCAGCAACAACAGCAGCAGUCCAUCAUUGAUGCCAUGCAAAACCUCAGCGUCUCUGAACUCUCGUCUCUUACCCCUGAGCAGCGUGCUAGUGUUACACGGCACGGCGCGGUGAUCGAGCGUGCGUCAAACCUCCUCGGCAACAAUGACACGAAGAUCAGCCAGUUCCGAUCUUAUGUCUCGAACUUUAACAGGGGUUCGAUGACUGCGGACCAGCUCAUCGAUGCUUUCUUCGCCCUCUUCUCCGAGACCUCGUCCAACGCGCUAGGUACCCUGGUACGAGAGGUUGCUGAUCUCUUCGAUGACAAGAACAAGGGCGCAGCUCUCAAUAGGGCAUGGCAAAACCACCGCGCCAUCAAUGAGGAUUACCCUAGUCUUCCAGGCCUCGGCGGUAUGCAUGGAGCUACAACAGCAAGCAGCGGCUGGGCAGCUGCCGCAUCGGCGACCCCAGUUACCCUACACCCCAACGGAGGUCUCGCGAACGCCCAGUCACGCCAUUCCAACCACGUGUUGAAGCUUAAGAACAGCACCAGGAUAGGCGGCGCUAGCGAGCGUGGCCUGGAGCGAACAGUCGCCUCUCUCCAGGCCGGCGGAUCAAGCAGCAGCAGCUCGGGCAGACUCGUGCCCGGCACCAACGCCUACGCCUCCCAGGCUCGUUCCACAGUCAGCAACUCUGCUGCAUUCCCUGCGCUCCCCGGAGCGAAGAAGCCCGCCACCACAUCAGGCUUGUCAGGCUUUACUGCGGCCGCCGCCUCUGGAUCGUCGUCUUCUUCUUCCCGCCCCGCCGCUGUCACCACUGCCCCUCGAAGCACCGGCAGCACGGCCACUACCAUCGCCAGGAAGGUUGCCGGCGGAAGCGGCAGUAUGCAAAAGGCCGGAGAGGACGCCUUCCCGGCACUUCCUGCGGCGCCUAAACCUACUACUACUUUGUUUGGCUACGGCAGGGGUGCGGUACGGAGAGAUUUCGGUCAGCCCAAGGAGACAGGAUUCAACUGGAACGGUGGAAGCGGAAGCGGGGCUGCGUCGAGCUCGUCUUCGGCACAGCAGCAGGCUGGUGGUGAUGGUGACGAGGGCGCUAGCAGUGGGAAGGGUAAGAAGAAGCAGAAGAAACAGGUUUUGGUUCAGUGGGGUUAG
Messenger RNA from Sordaria macrospora k-hell, 2517 nucleotides. RefSeq lists its product as uncharacterized. The record is from RefSeq and is a predicted model, not a curated record. NCBI's taxonomy places the organism in Eukaryota, Fungi, Ascomycota, Sordariomycetes, Sordariales, Sordariaceae. Gene Ontology annotation, biological process: rescue of stalled cytosolic ribosome; protein ubiquitination. Gene Ontology annotation, molecular function: ribosome binding; ubiquitin protein ligase activity.